Styela clava is the source of this 6608-nucleotide messenger RNA. RefSeq lists its product as uncharacterized. Gene Ontology annotation, biological process: signal transduction. NCBI's taxonomy places the organism in Eukaryota, Metazoa, Chordata, Ascidiacea, Stolidobranchia, Styelidae. The record is from RefSeq and is a predicted model, not a curated record. Gene Ontology annotation, molecular function: GTPase activator activity.
CUUUAGAGUAGACUAUUGUGAUUUUCACGAAUCCAUAUUGUCACAAUUCAUCAUCGGAGACGAAGAUUAGGUUUACAUUUCGGAAUCUACUUUACCAAGAACGGCGACGUGUAAUAACCAUUCAACGGAUUACAAUUGAUUUAACAAUCUUCCAUCAAGACUUAUCGACGUAACAGACAAGUGACGCAAAUGACUUCGAAUUACAAGUCAGUCUAUAAAAUGUGAAGCCUGAAUGUACAACAUUUUGGUGCAAAUUCAAUACCACAUCCAACAAGAAGUAGAAGUAUGAUGGAACAAAGAUUGAAAGCGGAAAGCUGGUCUAAUAUACGAUCUCAUCGAGUUAAAAUCGAGGUAACAGGAUCAUCGUUUGAACCGAAUGACAUCACUAUCAACAUGCAUGCACAUAACAUUGCUAGCGAUAUCGAAGACAACGUUCAAGUAGACACCGAGGACAAAGAAUGGGAUCAGGAACCGCUGUCUUACAAAAGUUUUUCUUUUUCUACAUUGGCUCAACGAAGUGCGGCGGUGAAGCCAGUACCAAUAUCGGCGGAUACAACACCAAGGACAAGGCGGAAAUCAGUCAAACGUAUCAUUGAAAAAUUCAGUGCAAGCUCGAUCACGGAUCCAUUGCCGACGGAAAAGAAUAACGUGACGACAAACAAGAAAACGCAUAAAGCUGCACCAAAGAGGGAUUCAGUCUAUUUUAAUUUAUACAUGGACGCUAUUGAGCAACGUCUAUUUGACGAAGAGGACAUGAUAGUUUGGACAGUUCAAGAAAGAUUCCCAAAUGACGAUCUCAAAUUUUACGAAGGCCUCUUCAGUAUACAGAACGUUACGUCACAAAGCACAAUACCAUAUUCCAUACCAUCCCCAUCCUUGUCACCGAGAUCAAAUCCAAUCAACGUUGUGGUCGAUUUAAACCAUAAACACACAGAAGAUCCAGAGAAACAUGAAGAUACAAUAGACGGUGAAAAGUUUCAUUUCAGUGCACAGCUUGCACGUAAAAAGGAAAUUGCGAUGGCGAAGAUCCACGAUAGUCGGACCUUCAAGUUCAAUCAUCACCACCAUCAUCAGCAUUCGAAUUUCGCUUCACAAUUCCCCGUGUUCUCAAGAUUAUCUCCUGGACUGCAGGCAAAAUUCAAAAAGAUGGCACAGCGACGGCAAUCGGCACCUAGUAUUGUAAUCCGUGGAGUCUUAGGGCGAUCAAACAAACUACCAGCUUCAUUAUAUAAUGCAAGGGAUGAACUGCCCACAUCGCCCUACUCUCCCAAUGUUAACAGUCAGCGAUUGAGCCUGAAGUUCGGUAGCCAUGACGCGACCCUUAACCUAUCGAAGCGGAAGUACGUCAUGGAAGGAAAAGUUCAAUUGACCACUGGAAUGCAAACACAAGAUAGAUACAUGUUUCUGUUUACGGAUUUAUUACUAAUUGCUAAAGCUAAAUCUGGAAACAACUUCAAAUUGAAAUAUCGCAUCCGCGUAUGUGAGCUAUGGAUUGCGUCAUGUAUUGAUGACGUAACCGAAGUAGCCAAAUCACCAGAAAAAUCAUUUGUAAUAGGAUGGCCCACAGAAAACUUUGUCGCCACAUUCAGCUCGCCUGAAUCGAAAGAACUAUGGCUGAACGCCCUUCUAAAUAAAAUUCGCGAAGAAAAAGAGAAAGAGUCGCCUAAAACAACAGAUGUAAAAGUGAUAAACAGAGAUUCGUCAAACACAGCUCACGUACGAAUGGUGACUGUCUCCCACAAACAAACUGCAAAAGACGUAGCACAGUUAGCGAUAAAGGAAUUCAAUAUUGAGAACGAAGAUGACUAUCAGCUGUGGGUUACGCCACGAAAGGAAGGGACGGCCUAUCCAUUGAUUGGUCACGAGCUUCCACACGCCAUUCAACUCAGUCUGAUUCGUGACCUCAUAUCCGCUAACGGAAUUUUACCGGAAACGGAAAUUACGUCAGUGGCGAGAUACGAAAACGAAAUGCAACAAGAUGUCAGAAACAGAUGCCAGUUUAUUUUACGAAGCAAGCGAAUGCCUUCGAAUAAAUUUAAUAAUAUAGACAUGACGCAAAGACGACUGGUGCGACUCAAGGCAAAAACUGGAUUUUUAAACUGGACACGUAAACGAAACGGCCAGCGAAACGAGAGCUCCGACUCCGGUCACGCUUCUUUGAGUGGUAACUCUGCUGGGAGUGACGUCACUACCUACUUUUCGUCAUCUCCGCCAUCUACGUCACCACCUGCCUCACCAAAACUUUUUUCUUUGCCACUUGGACAAGUCUGCACCAACGGAGAACUGCCUACUCCGAUAGCGGAUAUGCUUGAUAUUCUUUAUCGUAAAGCACCUUACACCACCGGCAUAUUUCGAAAAUCGGCUAAUGCAAAAACAACCCGACAAUUGAAACACAAAUUAGAUGAAGAAGCUGACGUCACCAUUAGUGACGCAAGUAUAUACGUCAUCGCCGCCCUUGUUAAAGAUUUUUUACGCAACAUUCCGAACUCCGUCCUGGACAAUACUCUCUACACAGAUUGGACAAACGCUAUCGAAGAAGCAGACGACGAAGCGAAAUUGGGGUCGUUGAGGAGGUUACUUAGAAGUUUGGAUCAGUGUAAUCGAGUUCUCAUUCGCCGUCUUUCAAUCAUCUUGAAUCGUAUUGCGUCACGCGCGAAACGUAAUAAUAUGACGUCAUAUAACUUAGCAAUAUGUAUAGCACCGAGUUUACUAUGGCCGCCUGGCCCAGCGGUCAUGACAGAAGCACCCAUGAAGGUGACCGAAAUACUUAUGUUCUUGACGGACCGAUGUAGCGAAGUAUUCGAUGGAAUCGUACCCACAGAUUUAGACUGGCCGCCAGAAAUUGAAUUGAAAUCGGAAGGAGAAGAAGACGACGAAUAUGAAGGAGACAUUGAAAAAUACUCCAGUACCAUUGACGAAUGCCUUACUCCGGGGUCGGAUAUAGCGCCCUCGCGCGGAAACGAAGAAGAAAAAGUAGAUAACGAAGAGGACGAGAGUGACGUCAAUCAUUUUAGUAGGUCACGUGUCAUCAGAAGACAACUUCAGAGACGAAAACCUGGAUCAAAGGCUGAAGCGGCGCGUCUCCUCAGUCUUUCCCAAGAUAGCUUAGACAGAGUUCUGAAUGAAGAUUCUCUAACUUCGAAUUCUCAUGACAUGGAUGAUUUGCUUCUCAACCAGGAGGACUUUCAUCAGAAAAAUAACAAAACAAAACGGCGAGGUCAACAUCGCGGUACAGACGCUUGCUCCAUGAGCAACGAUUCUGGAUUUACUACUCUAAGCGGAGAAGAUGAGGAUCUUGCUUCAUCUUAUUAUAAUAAUCCAUCCAGGAGAACUCCGAAAGACUCUCACUUUUUACUAUCUUCCUCAUCUGCUGGAUCUAAUUUGAAUGAUUUCACUGAAACUCUUGAGGAAAAUAUUCGGAUUACAAGUGAAGAGCUAAAAAGACUAUGGUCUCCCAAUUUAUUGAGAAUCUCAAACGGAGAGAUUCUAGAGGGAGAUGAGUUUGACUCUGACUCCUUCAAACAUGGAGAAAUUUUAGAGGAAGAUCCUGACGAUAGUCCUCAACGUUUCAGAGAGUUUGCGAGAAGACAAUCUCAACCAGUUUUAUCAAGAAGGCAUCGACUGCAUGCGUCCUCAGUUGGUUCCAAGCAUUCUUAUCGACUUCCAGAAGCUACUGCAUCGCCGUGUAUCGAGUACACUGAAAGCAAUGACGAAAUCAAUGUUCCGUUCCGAAAACAACCCCCGACAUACGUCCGACUUAACGACGACAAGGACGGACAAAAUAGUGAAGUCAAGGAAGACAAUGUCGCUAAAGAAUAUUUAAGACAAUUACGAAAACUGAGUACUGAUGACGUCACAAAAACAAUUUCGAAAUCAAUGACGUCACAACAACAAGAAAAUGAAAAUAAGAAACAGUAUUUGAGUGGAGUUACCGUAACAGUUAAUGAUGUGAGGUCUAAUAAACCCCAACAAUUCCGACCCGUUACUUUGUCUUUGCGAGGAAUUUCUGAACCUGCAAAAAGCCCUCCUCCAAGGGACGCUACUUCUGCUACAUCAGACAAAAAUAUAUUUUUCAUAGGAGACCAGCCCAGAAAUAUUAGUCCUAUUGACGAACCGUUAAAUUCUAGCCACGAAGACGUAUUCAGUAAAAAUUAUGAAUACACGCCAGCACGGAAUAGGACUGCUUCUCUUGUGGACGAGUGUCCCAAAACUGCCCCAGUGAGGAGAAAAUUCAAUUCAGUUCGGGGGCAGGGUGGAAAAAAGUUGGAAUUAAACUUCCCUCUAACCCCCGAAUACGGAGACAUACCGACGGAACAGUGUUUGAGCCCCAUCCAAAAACUAACUGAAAAUCUAAAUAUGCUGCCGGAUUUUCGACAACACACCACUAAAAAUUGUAACGGUACUACAGAUAUGAACGGAUUCUCCGGACGAAAAAAGGCGUCUUCAGUACGAGAGGGUCGUAACGCCCCCAAACACAAUUACGAGUCGCAUUAUAUCAAAACAAGAAGCAAUUUAAAGCCUCGUGACGUCAUUUCAGGGGCUUCAAUCAAACCAUCGUCUUCCACGACGUCAAAAUCUUCCAUUUCGAGUGCUUCCAAAUCCAGUAUAGAGUCAAAUUCGAGGUCUUCCUUGAAGGAUAUUUCGUUUUCUCAGCCAACAGAAGACAAUACUUUUGAGAGAGACACUCGAACAAGAAAACCACACGGACGUAAAAGGAACAUUUCAUCUAAAAUGUAUCGAAACACAGAAGAAGGUACUUUCAGUAAAAGCCUACCUUCAGCGGAUUGGAAAGGAAUGAAAGAUAGGACAUCUCCUAUCGAAAAGAGGGAAUCGUCCAGAGAAUCUGUACGAAGUUUGAAUUCUAACAGCAGUGACGUCAUCUAUGGUGACGUCAUCAGCAGGUUACAUCAAGUUAGCCCCAAAUUAAAAGAAACAGACAUCAUACACAUGGCGGGAGCUGUGGAAUCGAAAAUUCGAGAACUUUCGUCGUCGCCAGUAGAAGAGAAAAAAGAAACUACCUCAACCCCUCAAUUUCAGGUCCGACUUGGAUCAGUCAAAUCGAAAAUCAACACUUUCAAUCAUAUGAACAGUUCUACCAAUCCUAGUCCAGUUUCACACAGUUCAAAUUCAUCAGACGACUCAAGACAUAGGAACAUUUCGUCUCCUUCUCCAGUAGCCGUUGCUAAGGUCGAAGUAGUCUCCGUUCAGCGGGCUUGUGACGUUCCGAAAAAGAAACAGGAAAACGAUAAUCGUAACGGACUAGUUGUUCGUACAACACCAGAAUCUGGAAUGAAAACGCCUCCGAGAUAUCCUACCCGCAUAAAAGAUUCAAUAUCGGUGCAGGUUCACCAGCCAGAAAAGAACGAAAAACAAUCCCACGCGGAUAAAUUAUCUCAGAGGAGAUCACCGCAAGCAGUCUCAGACAAUUUAAUAUUCAGUUUAUCAGAAUCUUUUGCAUUUGGAAAUAGAAAAACACCGAGAUCUAUAACGCCCAGUGGUUCACCAAAAGACAGUCCUGUGUUUAUGCGUAGGAGACGUACAGACAGUCGGACAGCUCGACAAACUUCAGGUUCACCGUCGGACAAAUCCGCCACGCCCUUCAGACAAACUCGACAUAUGAGCGUUGAACGUUGUUCAAGUCACAAUCCGAAUCGAACCAACGUCCAUGUCAUGCCCUGGUCCGCGAAGCGCAAAUCCGGUGACGCUAACUUGACGUCAGAAAGGACAAACGAACACAGGAGGUCAUUGAAAGGUCACCGAAAACCCCCGAUUUCACCCGUUUCUCCACAACGGGAUAAUAACUCGAACGAAAUACUACCCUUCAUGGGACUAGAAAAGGUUAUCCAUUCAGAAGAAUCAUACGUGUGAAUAAGUUGAAACUAUUUAUAUCAAGCUUGUGCCAUAGAUGUGCUGGUUCUAUUCCGCACGAUUGAUCAAUAUACACACUUAUAUAAAUACUGCCUUAUUGGUUGAUUUCCCAAAAUUGUUGCAAAAUCAUCGAUUUUUGACAUUUUUCCCGAAAAACCUUCCAUUUUUGCUAAUAGCAAAUUUAAUUUGAACAAAAUAGUCCAAAGACAGCACAGAAAUUUUCUAACAAUUUUGGAAUCACUUUGAAAUCUUGUUACAUAGUAUUUCUCUGACAGGGUACGCGAGUUUGCACUUCCAAUAAUUAUAUAAAUUUUUGACCGAUUUUACAUAUUUUGCGCGUGGUAUAAUAUUUUACAUUGUUCCUUUAUAUUUUUUGUGCUUCCCUUUUCUUCUUGUUUGUUUAUAUAUUUUACACAAUUUUUUUGCUCAUUUUUGAUAUUUUUUGGGGGAAAAUCAUGAAAUCCAUCAUAGUAUUAUUGCGUUGAAGAAAACAGUGUGAAUAUAUAAACGGUACUUUCUUUGUGACGUCAUCGUGACGAUAGACAAUGGAUGUGACGUCAUCAAAUUAUUCAACGCCCUAUCAAGUUUUUUUGAACUGCGUUAAUAUCGGAUUGUUCUGGGCAGAGAUGAGACAUAAAUGAAGCGUGCUCAAUUGUCUAAAUCUCAUCUUUGGCCAAAGAUAAUCUACGAUAAUUAUACAACAAAGUUGUGAUCUACGAAUAAAAAUUGAAAUGAUCUUG